Dichotomopilus funicola is the source of this 1242-nucleotide messenger RNA. RefSeq lists its product as uncharacterized. The record is from RefSeq and is a predicted model, not a curated record. NCBI's taxonomy places the organism in Eukaryota, Fungi, Ascomycota, Sordariomycetes, Sordariales, Chaetomiaceae. Gene Ontology annotation, molecular function: protein binding. The coding region runs from base 1 to 1242 and encodes 413 amino acids. The transcript has 4 exons.
AUGAGGUAUUCCUUACUCUCCCUUCUCGUCGGUGUCUCACUGGCAGCCGCAACAACCCACCAUCGCUGCCCUUUCACCCCUCUGCAAGACCGCCAGCCCUCCUGCGAGUUUGGCGAUGCCGACAUCUACACCCCACCCGCCCCUUGGACCGGCCCCGAGCACUGUUCGACCGAGUACUGCGUCUAUUCCAACCCGCACGCCAGCCACGCCGGCUUGUCCAUGAUCACUACGACACACAAUCUCUCUGACGACACCCUCACUGCGAACUCUGGCUUGGAGAUCGAACUCAAACCAGGCAUCGACUACUACGAAGCCGAGAUCCCAGGAAAAGGGAUCGGGCUAAUCGCCAACCGGACCAUCUACAAAGGGGAAAUUAUCCUGCAGCGCGGGCCGGCAUUGUUAAUCCAAUCGACACCGCACGUACAUGUCCCGCCUGACCGGCGCCUAGAGAUGUACGAAGCGGCCGUGGACAGGCUACCGAGUGAAACAAGGAAACAUUUUCUGCGGCAGGUUGGGGACACGGUGUUGGACAAAGUGCAACGGAAUGCGUUUCGGGUGUUUGUGAGUGGGAAUGGUACUGAUUCGGCGCAUUUGGGCGUGUUCCCGGAGGUUAGUAAGAUAAAUCACGCUUGUCGGCCAAACCUCCACUACCGCCUCAACAACACCACCCACACCACCAUCGCCGUCCGCGACAUCCCCCCCGGCGAAGAACUCACCCUAACCUACAUCUACGCCAAACUCCCCCUCGCCGAGCGCCUCACUCGCCUCCGCGACUGGGGCUUCACCUGCACCUGCUCGCAAUGCAUCCAACCCACCUCCGCAGCCGCCGCAUCCGACCGCCGCCUGCGCCAAAUCGCGGACCUCGAGCGCGAAAUUGACCAACUGAUGUCCCGGCGCCCGUUACCGCCCCAUAUGGCCGCGCAGGGGAUGAAGCAAGCCGAUCGGGAAAUCCGGCCGGGGUUGGUGGCGAAACUGGUGGAGUUGUAUGAGAGGGAAGAGUUGUGGGGGUCUCUCGCGGCGCCGUAUGCGAAGGCUGCGUUGGUGCAUGCUAUGUUUGGGUUGGAGGAGGAGGCGAGGGGGUAUGCGGAGAAGGCAGUUGGGGCGUUGUUGAGGGAGACGGGGGAACGGGCGAAGGAUUUGCCGUCGAUGAGGAGGUUGGUGGGGGAUCCGAGGAGGCAUUGGGCGUGGCGGUUGAAGGUGGGGAGGGAUGAGGGGGGUGAGAAUGGGCAUAUUAGGUAUUAA